AUGUACAAUUACUCCAAUUCACAUAUUCCGAACGAUCCCAAUGCCUCGAAUAGGCCUCCUAUGCCACCUCCGCCAGGUGGCCAAUAUCAGCAAGGUGGACCGCCACACGGUUCUUCUCCUUAUCAACAACAUGGCGCUCCACAUCAACAACAGCCAUACGGGUAUGGCGCUGGCCAAAAUCAAUAUGGCCAACCUAGUCCACCAAUGCAUCCACCAGAUACACCGGGCAUGCUGUAUGGGUCGGGUGCUCCUGGUGGACAUGACGUUGGGGGGUUGGCUGCUGGUAUGGGCGGGAUGCAUCUAGGAGGAGCAGGGACGGAACAACAUGUAGCAGCUCAUGGGAAGAAGAAGAAAGCAAGAGCGUAUCAUACUGUGGACUCUACAUCAGCAAUGGGUACUAUGGAUGUUUCUCCGGCUGCUGGAUUUGUUCCUGGACCCCCUAUGCUGCCUCAUGAUGCUGGCUCGGGGUUCGUAACACCUGGUUUGCAAGGACAAGUGUCCCCAGGAUUCGGGCAACCACAAUUUAGCGCUCCUGCACCAUCUCCAUAUGUACCGUCUAGUGGUUUCCAAGCACCGACUAGUGGCUUCCAAGCACCGACCGGUCUCAGCGCACCUUCUGGUGGGCAAUUGGGGGAAUACAGCGCUGCGAUACACCCGCCUACCGGAUCCGGCCCAGGCGCACAGCACAGAGUCGAUCCCGAUGCUAUCCCAUCUAUACCCGAGGCUCGUGAAAGCGCCCAGAAGUAUGCCGAUUCGCAAAUAUACCCAACUCUGGAGCGCCACCAUCCUCCUCCCGCGACUACUGAUUUCAUGGCUCAUGAUCAAGGCAACUCUUCACCCAAGUUUGCCCGAAUGACCCUCAACAAUGUCCCUGCGAAUACUGAACUCCUCGCCCAAACUGGCCUACCUCUAUCUCUGAUCCUUACCCCACUUGCUGCGCAGAAGCCUGAAGAAGGUCCUGUACCGGUUUUGGAUUUCGGAGAUACUGGUCCACCACGUUGUCGCAGGUGUAGAACCUACAUCAACCCUUUCAUGCAAUUCACCGGCUCUGGUGCUAAGUUCGUUUGCAACAUGUGUCUCUUCCCUAACAACGAAGUUUCGCCAGAGUAUUAUCAGCCGAUAGAUGCCCAGGGGCGGAGGAUAGAUCGCGAUUCGAGACCAGAGUUAUCGAGAGGGACGGUGGAGUUCGUGGUACCUAAGGAGUACUGGGCUAAACCACCAACACCUUUACGAUACCUCUUUCUCAUCGAGACAAGCAAAGAGGCAAUUGAUAAAGGGUGGACACACGUUGUUGCGAAAUCGAUCAAGGCAGCCUUGUAUGACGGCGUUGAAGAGGAAGAAGGUGAACCUGAUGAGAACGGAGAGCCGACGACACAAAUCAAGGGUAGAAAGUUACCUAAGGGAUGUAGGAUUGGUAUUGUCACGUUUGAUAAGGACAUUGGAUUUUAUAAUUUGAGCCCGAAAUUGGAUACCGCACAACUCAUGAUGAUGACGGACCUGGAAGAACCGUUCGUUCCUCUUGAAGAUGGUCUUUUCGUCGAUCCAUAUGAAUCAAGGACUCAAAUUGAAGCUCUUCUCGAUCUUCUCCCAACCCUCCAUGAACACACCCGCGUUCACGAAACUGCUAUACUCCCAGUUCUUACAGCCGCAGUAUCUGCUCUAGAAGCUACUGGUGGCCGCAUAAUGUGCUGCAUGACUACCCUCCCCACAUUAAAAGUCCAUGGCAGCUUGGUUAUGCGUGACGACCCGAAUACACACGCAGGUGAAAAGGAACGUCAGCUCUUUAAAACAGACAAUCCUACUUAUAUCGCGCUCGCCAAGAAGCUUGUAGACAGUGGCAUUGGUAUCGAUAUGAUGCUUGGUCCUUCAACAUACAUCGAUGUAGCGACCCUUGGUCAUUUGUCAGCAACAUCAGGCGGAGACACCUUCUUUUUCCCUAACUUUGUGGCUACGCGCGACGGGCCUAAGGUUGAGAAGGAGUUUGCACAUGCGAUAACCCGCGAAAAUGGUUUCCAGGCAUUGAUGAAAGUUCGAUGUUCAAACGGCCUUCAGGUUAACUCUUACCACGGGAAUUUCUUGCAAAAGACCUUCCAAGGAGAUUUGGAGAUGGGUGCUAUCGAUGCUGAUAAGAGUAUUUCGGUUAUGUUUACGUAUGAUGGCAAGUUGGAUCCAAAACUAGAUGCGCAUUUCCAGAGCGCACUGUUGUAUACUACGGCUAGCGGAGAGAGAAGAGUCAGGGUGCAGAACAUUGUUGCAGCAGUCACGGAAGUUGGAAGGGAAGUUCUCCGCUUCGUAGACCAGGAGGCAGUUGUUUCGAUAAUCGCGAAAGAAGCUGCCAACAAGAUGGUUGACCGAAACCUUAAAGAUAUCCGCCAGAGUAUCACGGACAAGUGUAUCGAAAUCUUGGCUAAUUACCGCAAGCAUUUCUCGACCGGCACCCCUCCAGGCCAGCUGGUUCUUCCAGAAGGUCUGAAGGAAUUUGCAAUGUACAUGCUCUCUCUCAUCAAAUGCAGAGCAUUCAGAGCCGGUCCCAUUUCCAGCGAUAUGCGAACUCAUGCCAUGCGCCUGAUUAAGCAGAUGCCACCUUCCGAACUUAUGUCUUACCUUUACCCUAGAAUACUUCCUAUUCAUUCCCUUGAGCCUGAGCAAGGAUUCCCAGAUGCAACAACCGGUCUCCUCUCCAUUCCGACCCAAGUUCGUGCAUCCUUCUCGCGGAUUGAAGAGGGCGGGGCUUACCUCGUCGAUAAUGGUCAAACUUGUCUCCUAUGGCUUCAUGCAAACGUCUCUCCCAACCUUAUAGAGGACUUAUUUGGCGAAGGCAAACAGACCUUACAAGCACUCGACCCCUUCGCACCUGAAAUUAUCCCGGUAUUGGAAACACAUCUCAAUGCCCAAACUCGAAACCUAGUACGAUGGAUGGAAGAACGAAGGGCUGGCAGAAAGAUUACCAUCAUGCUCGCCAGGCAAGGCUUGGAUGGAAGCGAAUUCGAAUUCGCGGGUCUACUCGUCGAAGACCGAAAUAAUGAGGCGCAGAGUUAUGUUGAUUGGUUGGUUGCGAUACAUAGGAAUGUGCAGCUUGAGGUGUCUGGUCAGCGCAAAAAGGACGAUCAUUCAGACGAUUUGAGUGGCUUAACGGGACUACGCCCCGCUUACUGGUAG
This is a messenger RNA of Orbilia oligospora ATCC 24927, 3159 nucleotides long. RefSeq lists its product as uncharacterized. Bases 1 to 3159 code for a protein of 1052 amino acids. The record is from RefSeq and is a predicted model, not a curated record. The transcript is spliced from 6 exons. Gene Ontology annotation, cellular component: endoplasmic reticulum exit site; COPII vesicle coat. Lineage: Eukaryota; Fungi; Ascomycota; Orbiliomycetes; Orbiliales; Orbiliaceae. Gene Ontology annotation, molecular function: SNARE binding; zinc ion binding. Gene Ontology annotation, biological process: intracellular protein transport; endoplasmic reticulum to Golgi vesicle-mediated transport; COPII-coated vesicle cargo loading.